Messenger RNA from Penicillium diatomitis, 1431 nucleotides. Its product is annotated as aldehyde dehydrogenase. The record is from RefSeq and is a predicted model, not a curated record. NCBI's taxonomy places the organism in Eukaryota, Fungi, Ascomycota, Eurotiomycetes, Eurotiales, Aspergillaceae. The coding region runs from base 1 to 1431 and encodes 476 amino acids. Gene Ontology annotation, molecular function: succinate-semialdehyde dehydrogenase (NAD+) activity. The transcript has 4 exons.
AUGGUCCAUAACGCAGUCACGCCGCUCAUCAUCAACAAUGAGUCCAUCGUGACGGACGUCAAAUUCGAGGUCCAUGCCCCCGCCACGGGCGAGCUCUCCGGAUACUGUGCUGGUGCGUCGGUGGACGAGGCGAAGCGCGCCGUCGAGUGCGCCCAGGCGGCUUUCCCUGCCUGGAGCAAAACCAAGGCCUUUGAGCGCCGUGACAUUUUGCUCAAGGCCGGUGAGAUCAUGACGGCGCGCAAAGAAGAGCUCAUUGCGUACCAGAUGGAAGAGACUGGAGCGGGGCGGCUCUUUGUGGAGCACACUUUCCACAUGGGUGUCAACUUUAUCAAGGACUUUGCCGGACGCAUUUCGUCCAUCGAGGGGAAAGUGCCGAGUGUGAAUGUGGACGGCGAGAGCGCCAUCGUCUACAAGGAACCAUAUGGAGUUAUUCUCAGCAUUGCGCCGUGGAAUGCUCCCCUCAUUCUGGGUAUGCGCGCGAUCGCGCAGCCACUCGCCGCCGGUAACACAGUCGUCCUCAAGGGCUCCGAGCUGUCACCCAAGUGCUUCUGGGCCUUCGGAGACAUUUUCCGCGAGGCUGGUCUGCCCGCCGGUUGCUUGAACGUGCUGUACCACCAGCCUUCCGAUGCCGCCGCUGUGACAACCGCUUUGAUCGCCCAUCCAUUUGUUCGCAAGGUGAAUUUCACCGGUAGCACCAAUGUCGGGUCCAUCAUUGCCUCCACUGCCGGUAAACACAUCAAGCCUGUGCUGCUGGAGCUGGGUGGCAAGGCCUCGGCAGUUGUCUUGGACGAUGCCGACCUCGACAAGGCCGCCAUGAACUGCGCGCUGGGAUCUUUCAUGCAUUCUGGUCAAAUAUGCAUGUCGACUGAACGAAUCAUUGUCCAACGGGGAGUUGUCGACCAGUUCCGUCAAAAGGUCGCCGAGCAUGCUGAGAAGCUGUUCGGUAAGGAUGUUCCAGCAUUGUGCCUCGUCAAUGCCGCUGCCGUCACCAAGAAUAAGAAGCUUGUCUCCGAUGCGGUCUCGCGUGGAGCCAAUGUUCUGUUUGGAGAUGCCAAUGGCAACGAGUCCAAUGAUGCUCACAUGCGCCCUCUGAUUAUUGACGGUGUGACCAAGGAGAUGGAUCUAUACAAGACAGAAUCAUUUGGUCCUACCGUGUCAUUGUUUGUCGUUGACUCGGAAGAGGAGGCUAUUGCGUUGGCCAACGAUACCGAGUAUGGUCUGACGGCCGCCGUGUACACGCAAAAUCUUUUCCGAGGUCUUCGUGUUGCUAAGCAGAUUGAGUCUGGUGCCGUCCACAUCAACGCGCUUACAGUCCAUGACGAGUCCACCCUGCCACAUGGUGGAUGGAAGAGCAGCGGGUUCGGUCGGUUUGGCGGUGUCUCUGGCUUGGACGAAUUCCUCCAGACCAAGGUCGUCACCUGGUACGAGUAG